Molecule: messenger RNA, 1626 nt
Organism: Closterium sp. Naga37s-1
Lineage: Eukaryota; Viridiplantae; Streptophyta; Zygnematophyceae; Desmidiales; Closteriaceae
Source: the annotation of a GenBank genome assembly
AUGGAAGCACCCGGCAUGCGCCGUGUGCUGCGCGCGGCGUGGGAUCAACUCGCCCAUGCCGCCGCGCCUCCGCGCACACGCACACAAGCGCAACCCGCGCGGAUGUACCUUGUUCCGUGCCACACGCCUGCCGCGUUGCCGCGCGGCUCCGCACCGUCAUCGUCACCGUCACCGUCACCAUCAUCACUCCCUGCUGCUCGCGCGUUGCUUGCAUGGGGCGCUUGGCGGAUCAGCGGCGAGGGGAGCGGGCAGGUGGAGGCGCGCGGGACAGUGGCGGGACGAGCAGUGGCGGGUGGCGGCAGCGCGGAGGGGUGCGGCGUGGGGCAUGACGUGCGGUGGCGAGGCGUGCGGCAAGGCGGCGGCGACGAGGCGUGGGCGCGCAGCAGGCAGUGGAGAGUGGGGGGAGGGGCCGUGAUGGACGCACACGUGUGGCCCGCGCAAGGCGUUGUGCAGUGCACGGCAGCCCGCACCUCAACGCUCCCCGCCCUCUACCUGUGUGUGCAGGCGCCCGCAUCUCGCCCCUCCUCCUGGCUCCCUCCCCGCCUGCUCUCCGUGAUCCCUGCACCGUGGCAGGAGCUGCUGGAACAUCCACGCACCGCACUGCACCACAUUGCAUGGCAGUACAGGGAUGCAGCAGGUAUGAGUGCCAUGGGCAGCAGCUCGCAAGCAAACCACUUGCUGCUGCCACUGUCCUUCUGUACCUUCCUCUGCCAUGUGUUGUGCGCACUGCCCCUCGCAUCCCCUGCACCGCCUUCACCUCGUGCCAUGGCCACGUGCCCCUCUUCCCCCGCCCGCUUGAGCAGCAUUGCAGGUGGAGGCGUUUUGGCGCAACCACUCGCUGCUGCUGCUGUCCGCUGGGGGCGUGUCCCUGUCGCUGCUGCUCUGGGGCUGCUCCUUCCGCCUCGCCUCGCUCUUCCUCACCAUGCCGCCCAACUCCCUCGGCCUGCCCUACCUGCUUGCCUCCUGCACUGCCGUCGCUGCUCUGGUACGCCUCACCUCACUCCCUUGCUGCACCACCACCCCCACCAUCCCCAUCCACCACGCCCGUCCUUGCCUCUCCCACCUGUCCACAUCCCUCGCAGUCCUCCGCACUCUCCCUUCCCCUCAUUCUCCACUCUCCCGCCCCCCUCGUCCCCCCCUCCUCAAGCACAGGGCGGGGCAGUGCGGGCGCACACGAGCAUGAGUCCAGCAGCGGCAUACCGCAUGGCCAUGUGCGCCCUCAACACGCAUGCGGGUGUGCUGGAAGUGCUGGGAGCACCGCUGCUGGGAGCGCCUGUGAGGGCGUACGUGCAGGGGGGCGGGGGCAUAGUGCUGUCGGGCAUGGCUGUGCGUGCUGCCCCGCGGGACUGCUGGCUGGUGUUCCCUGUGCGCGGUGCAGAGGGGCGUGGUGUGGUGCAAGUGCACGUGCACCGCCACAACGGGCAGUACGACCUGCGGCUGGUGGCGGUGGAUGUGGCAGCCGGCAGUGCAGGCAGCGAGUGCGUGGUGGUGGUGGGCGACCAUGCUGCUCUCUCCCGUGCACAGCCCUUGCUGCAAGGGCUCAGGCACGCACUGGACAAUGCGCAAGGCGGGCGAGCAGGGGCAGAGACGAGGGCUGUGGAGAAUGCCCAGCAAGAACAGGGCUGA